UCCGCCGCGCAUGCGCGCAUCGGCUCGUAGGAAGGCCGGGAGCUCGAGGCGGACAAUGGCGGACCUGGGUGAGGCGGACGAAGCGGAGUUGCAGCGCCUUGUGGCGGCCGAACAGCAGAAGGCACAGUUCACGGCACAGGUGCAUCACUUCAUGGAGCUCUGCUGGGACAAAUGUGUGGACAAACCAGGGAAUCGCCUAGACUCUCGCACUGAAAAUUGUCUCUCUAGCUGUGUGGACCGCUUCAUUGACACUACUCUUGCUAUCACCAGUCGGUUUGCCCAGAUUGUCCAGAAAGGAGGGCAGUAGGCCGUCCCUUGGAAGCAUGACAGAAGCAAAGGACUUGUUGUUAAACAGAUCGAAGGGCCACUGGGGGAAGGCUGUCAGCCCACUGUCAGGUGAACUUGAGGCUGUUGCCAAGCCUGUUGGUGCUAAAAAGUAACAGAUCAAAUGUUCAAAAAGUGAAAUUUAUUUAUUUGGAAUUCAGAAAUUCCAGAUUGUAUCACAACAGUUACUCAAUAAAUGUGAAUUCUUCAA
Molecule: messenger RNA, 535 nt
Organism: Suricata suricatta (meerkat)
Lineage: Eukaryota; Metazoa; Chordata; Mammalia; Carnivora; Herpestidae
Gene: TIMM8B
Product: translocase of inner mitochondrial membrane 8 homolog B
Exons: 2
Coding region: 11-307 (98 amino acids)
Source: RefSeq, a predicted model, not a curated record